GUGAUUGUUAUCCUUUUUAAAGGGAAUUUAAUUUAAGGUGUGACUUGUCCUAGGGUGCUUUUGUCUAAAAACCAGCAAAGCCAAUCAAGACACAGUUUUGUGAAGGACGAUGGAUACUUCAGGCAUGCUUAUGAUGGGCCAUACUCUAAAGGAAACAAGGACUCAACAGGGCCUGACAACUUGCUCACAUCCAGACGACAAAGCAUCCCAGAGAUGCGUGGGGUUACACUGGUUGAGCUGAUUAAGAAAGAGGGCAGCACUCUGGGUCUUACCAUCUCAGGCGGCACAGACAAGGACGGCAAACCCCGCGUCUCCAAUCUACGGCCAGGUGGACUUGCUGCUAGGAGUGAUCAACUCAAUGUGGGCGACUACAUCAAGUCGGUCAAUGGCAUCAACCUGACCAAACUGCGUCAUGAUGAGAUCAUCAGUCUGUUAAAGAACAUAGGAGAGCGUGUCGUGCUGGAAGUGGAGUAUGAACUGCCUUCAGCUGCUCCAGACAGUACCUCAGGUGUUAUUUCCAAGACAAUCGACAUCUGUUUGCAGAAAGAGGGCAACAGCUUCGGCUUUGUGAUGCGAGGUGGCACCCAUGAGGACUGGCACAAAACUAGACCUUUAGUGGUGACACAUGUACGGCCAGGUAGCCCCGCCGACAGAGAAGGGACAUUCAAAGCAGGCGAUCGGAUCUUAUGUGUGGAUGGCGUGCCUUUACACAGUGCCAGUCACAGUGAUGCCCUGACUGUACUUAACCAGUGUGGCCAGGAAGCCCUGUUCCAGAUCGAGUAUGAUGUCUCCAUCGUGGACUCUGUGACAAACGCUUCAGGUCCAAUGUUGGUUGAGAUCGCCAAGGCGCCUGGAGCGAGUCUGGGAAUUACUCUGACCACUGCCAUGCACAGGAACAAGCAAGCCAUCGUCAUUGACAAGAUUAAACCAGGCAGUGUGGUGGACAGGUCAGGAGCGUUACACUUGGGUGAUCAUAUCCUGUCUAUAGAUGGUACCAGCACAGAGCACUGUUCAGUUCUGGAGGCAACACAGCUGCUGGCCAGCACCACUGAUCAGACCAAACUAGAGAUCCUGCCCGCAAACCAAACACGCCUACCCGGGAAUCCCCAGGACACUGUGAAAGUCCAGAAAAGUGACCACCCUCACUGCUGGGACCCCUGUGUGAACUACUGCCAUACUCAACAUCCUGGUCAUUGUAAAACAGCAACAUGGACGUCUGCUUCCAGUAACCCAUCCAGCUCUCAGGAUUACUGCAAAUCUGUAGUCUGUAGUAACUUCUCCCCAGGCUCCACAACCACAUCGGGCAUAACCAGCCAGGGUUCCAGCACGCUGCCCCGCACCGCCCCUCCCAUGAGCCCCCGCAACUCCAUGCUGAAGAGAAGACAGAGGAAAAAAGAGCACAAGUGCUCGUCUGUGUCUUUAGCCUCAAGUUCUGUGGGCCCUGGUGGUCAGAUAGUCCACACAGAGUCCAUUGAGGUCACUCUGAGAGGUGACCCUCUAAAUGGGUUUGGGGUUCAGCUACAAGGUGGAAUAUUCGCAACGGAGACCCUCUCUGCACCCCCUUUGAUCCGCUUCAUAGAGCCCGACAGCUCAGCGGAAAGGUGUGGGCUGCUUCAGGUUGGAGAUAGAGUCUCAUCCAUCAAUAGAAUUCCUACAGAAGAUGGAACGCUGGAGGAGGCCAAUCAGCUGCUCCGAGAUGCUGCUCUGGCCAAUAAGGUCACUCUAGAGAUUGAGUUUGAUGUGGCAGAAUCAGUUGUGCCUAGCAGUGGAACUUUCCAUGUAAAACUCCAGAAGAAGAGAGAAGUAGAACUGGGAAUCACUAUCAGUGCCAGUAAGAAACCAGGAGAAGCUUUAAUCAUUUCUGACAUUAAAAAAGGCAGCAUGGCCCACAGAACAGGAACUCUGGAGCCCGGAGACAAGCUGCUGGCCAUAGAUAACAUCCGCCUGGAAAACUGCUCCAUGGAGGACGCUGUCCAGAUCCUCGAGCAGAGUGAAGACCUGGUCAAACUCAAGAUCCGCAAGGAUGAGGACAACUCAGAUGAGCAGGAAGCGUCCGGCUCCAUCAUCUACACGGUGGAACUGAAACGGUAUGGCGGCCCGCUGGGCAUCACAAUCUCCGGCACAGAGGAGCCCUUUGACCCCAUCAUCAUCUCAGGCUUGACCAAGAGGGGUCUCGCUGAGAGGACUGGAGCUAUACAUGUUGGAGAUCGAAUUUUGGCCAUCAACAACGUUAGCUUGAAGGGUAAACCGCUGAGUGAAGCCAUACACCUGCUACAGAUGGCAGGAGAGACCGUCACCCUCAAAAUCAAGAAACAGACAGACACACCAGACGAUCAAAAGAAAGACAGCGAUCUUUAUGACGAGCUCAGUGAUAACGAGGAUGAGAUGACAGACUCGCAGAAGACAAAUAAACUGUCAGAGAUUUAUUCCACCACCAUCCCCAGUGUGGACUCAGCGAUGGAGUCAUGGGAUGGCUCGGGAAUUGAUGCUGGUUAUAGCAGUCAAGGUGCCUACAUCCAUCAGGCUGCUGGCAUAGCGUUACACCCUCACGAGUGGCGUAGCAGCAAACAGAGAAACAGCUCCCCUCCUUCCUCCCGCCGCAAAAACUACCCCUUCAGUGAUGGAGGCUUCAGUGAAGACGAUUGGGACAAGGCUACUGGAUAUGCCAGCCAGACUCAUACCGAUAGUCUGAUAAUGGAGCAGGAAGACAGUUUCUGGUGCCAGGCCCUGGAAGACCUGGAGACAUGCGGGCAGUCCGAGCUACUGCGUGAGAUUGAGGCAUCGAUAAUGACUGGCAGUGCCCUAAGUCUGGGUGUAGAGGGUGGAAAGGCCCACAGCAAAGCAGUCAACCAGCCCCACCUCAGCCCUCUGCGGAAGAACCCACAUCUUCAAAAUGAGACCAAGAAUAAGAGCACACUCCGCAUGUCUGAAAAGACCUGGGAAUCACGGAGAAUCAAAGAAGAGAUACAGGACAUCCUGUCACCCACUCCAUUAGAGCUUCACAAGGUGACGGUGAUGAAAGAUCCAGAGAGAGAUGACUUCGGGUUUAGUGUGUCUGACGGUUUCUUGGAAAAGGGUGUUUAUGUGAACAUGAUCAGACCAGAGGGCCCAGCAGACCGUGCCGGACUCAAACCCUACGACAGGAUUCUCCAGGUAAACCAUGUGCGUACACGUGAAUUUGACUGCUGCUUGGCCGUGCCACUCAUCACAGAAGCCGGAGACAAACUUGAGUUGGUGAUUAGCCGAAACCCGUUAACACAGCCGGGUGUCGCCCAGCCCAACGAAUGCCAUCCCCACUUCACAUCUGUAGGCCAUUCCCGUGAGCACCAGACCAGCACGCUGGACCUGUGACCCUUAAGAAACUCGAACUGUGACACACUGGACCAUUUGUUGCAACAGACUAUCAUUAUGAGCCAUGAUUUACUGUUUUCAUUACAAAAUUCUACUGAACUGAUAUAUCUAGGAUUCAAAAGAUUAUACGGAGGGAUUGUUGAGACUUUAUACAGUAUGACGAAAGAUUUGAGCCACAGUUUUCUGAAAAGAAUCUGAGCCAGUUUUUCUAAAUCUAAAAAGAAUUAUAAAUAAAAUAACACAAAAAAAAGUACUUGGACUACUACAAUGCAUACUGUAAAUGAACUUUGCUCCAUCUAAAGCAAGUAAAAAAAAAAAUGUCAGGUUGUUUUAUUUUUGUUUUUUGUUUAGAUAGCAAACACACUGUCACCAAAGUUUUUUUUUUUUUUUUGCUGCUGGACUUGAAAGGACUUUGCCCCAUCUAAUAAGUUUUUAUUUGUAUUUCUUUUUUACUUUUUUUUUUUUUUGUUGCUGGCUUGAAAGGACAUUUCCAAACCUACUGCAAGUAACUUUUUAAAUUUGUUUUGUUUUGUUUCGUUGAUAGACUUGAAAGGACUUUGCCCCAUCUAAUAAAAGUGUUUCUUUUUUAUUGUUUGUUUGUAUGUUUGAUGGCUUGAAAGGACUUUGCCACACCUUCUGCAAGUACAAUUAUUUUUAAUCUUGUUUUGUUUUGUGUUUUGGUUUGUUUUAUUUUAUUUUAUUACUGGACUUGAAAGGACUUUGCCCCAUCUAAAAAAAAGUAUUUAAUUUUUUGUAAGUUUGUUUGUUUGUUUUUUGUUUUGUUGCUGGCUUGAAAGGACUUUCCCACACCUACUGAAAGUAACACAUUUUUUUGUUUUGUUUACUUGAAAGGACUUUUCUCUAUUUAAUGCAAUAUAUUAUUUUUGUUUUAAAUUUUUUGCUGGACUUGAAAGGACUUAUCCCCAUCUAAUGCAACUAACAUAAUUAUUAGUAUUUUAUCUUUUUGUUUUGUUCUGGUUUCUUUUCUUGUUUUGUUUUGUUUUGUUUACACAAAAACCGUACUGCUUACAUUUUGUCACAAAAGAUCACAAAAAAUAUACUUUGUCCAAAUGUUUACAAAAGAGAAAAUGAGUAGAUCCUUGGUAGACUUGUUUCUAUGUCCUUGUAUUUCCUUUUUCAGCAACAGUGUUUUAACGAAAAAAGUUAUCCAUAUUUAACUCCAAAUUUAGCUUAUUUUUUGCAUUUCAGUCCUGGCUGAUUCAGUCACAAGGUGACUGCCAGCUGCUCAAAAAAGUAAAAAGCGGUUUGAUUUCGCAACAAAGACUUCACAGCCACUCGUGUUAACACCACGUGAAGUCAUAUGUUUCCUGUACUUCAUUUUCUUGGGCCAUACACAUUUCAAGUCACUUUCGUUUCUCACAGUUCUGACCUUACACGCUUCCUCAAGCAUUUGUGAAAAACUGUGAAAUGAGAGGCAAACUAAUACAUUGUUGAUGCUUUUUUUAGUGUGCAGUACACGCUUCCAUUACCCACAUCCUUAAACAACACCUUAUACACUCAUGCAGCAAUAAAUUCAAGGUCUAACAUGUUUCCUAUGGACAUUAUGAAAAUCUAAAAAAAAAGAAAACGCUUUGAAAAAAGCCUUUUGAAAAGUACUAUCAUAGCCCUAUAUUCUCAUCCCACUUUCCUCUCUGUAUCUAUUAACACUAAACUGUUGCCACUAUUUAGUAUUCAUACCAGUCUCUGCAUAUGUCCAGACAUCAAGGACACUUCAUGUACUGUGACAAUAGAUUGUUGCCAAGCUGUCAUUUACCACCACUGGCCAAAUAUCACAAAUGUUUCCGCUAGAGGCUAUUUUGGACUCACCGUCCCUUAGUGUUUGUAAAACCGUCACAUCGUUAACUCAUGUUUGGCUUUUAUCUGGGCUCCAUCUGUAACAAAGGUCACAUCUUUGUGGUCAUAUGGUCCCAAAGUCUAUUAACCUCCACUGAUCAUUUAUCUAGUGUUUCACAAAAUCAAGAUUUAUGUUCAUUGGUGGGUUGAGGUAAAAUAUAUAGUGGGGUUAUUAUACUUUAUAAGAUCAGAUUUAUUUAUUUUACAAAAAUUGUAUCAUUGGUUCACCUAAUAAACCAAAGUAAAUUCUAGUUCCGGAACCAAAAAUGUCAGCAAUAGAUUUUAUUUAUUUUGCUCUCAUGCAUUCUUCCCACACUUAAAUGUCUAUUUUUGGAAUCAUUUAUCUAAGCUCCUUGAAUAUGAUCCCAUCCACACCAGAACACUUAUUCUCUGCAAUUCUGUGGAUUAGAUGAGUUCAUUUAUUUUAUUUUUGGAAAGCACAAACAAAAUCUAUUUGUAGAAAGCACUCAGGAGCGAAUUCACUAAACAGUUGCACCACUUUUUGCAUGUGGAAUUUCAGUGGCGAAAGAUGUGUCUUAUUUUCUAAUGUACUACAAGCAGCCGCCAGUAUUUAAAUGAAAUCAUUAUCAUUCCUUGAAAGUCAAGCACACUUUCGGCAUGUUAAAGAGAUGAUUCAGGUGUCUGGAUCACAGUAGUGGAGUGGUGCUGCAUCCUCAAAUAUAUAGAGCUCAAAACCAACCCAUAUAAUCAGAAUUGUGGUCCUGCAAAUUGCGUUCACCACAGAUUUUGUGGGCACGUUGGGUCCUUGCUUGAUCUGCAUAAUUCCUUUAGUGAAUCGAGCGCUAAGUGCAAACAGCGUGUGCAAAUAAACAGUCCUAUUACUGGCCGCAAUUCAUUCUUAGUGAAUACCCCCCUCGUUGUUCUAAAGACUUGGUUUCUUUUCAGUCGAACAGUCAGAGCCUGUUUGAGCCCCUCGCAUUAGAAGUCAACCCAAGGUUCACUCCUUGGCCUCUGCAACUUCCUGUCUGUCUUAUAUAACUCUACCAACUGCUUGCAAAAACUAACCACAACAAAUAAGACCGUUAUUUAUUUGAGAUCUCUAAAUUUAAGGUCUGCAUUGCGGUAGACCAUGUUGCCACAUUGCAAGACGAAUGCUAGUAAGCAAAGUUAUAUCUUGAUACAACACACUUUAAGGGUCAAAUUUGAUGUUUUCCUUUCUUUUUCAGAGCAUUGUAACCAUGGCAGUAGUCUAUGUAAGUAUUUUAAUGUGUUAUACGUACUAUUCCAGGGGGAAAAAACAAUGGAGUUGCUUUAAUAUGUGCAAUAUUGAGGCCAUAGACAGACGUUUAAAGGAUUUUACAUAAGCUUUAUAAAUCUCCAAAUGUGUUCAUCCCUAUGCAUUUUGAAUUCCUGACCAAUGUAUGCAUUGAUAUUAAUGUGUAUUUUUGAAUGUGUAAAAUGAAAGUUCUUUUCUCUGUACAGUAUUUUUGUAUGAACUCUAAACCUUGCUGUUUCCACAGCAUAUUGACGCACAAUGACGAAAGAGAACUGAUUAUGAUGUCUAUUUAUGUUGGGCUAGACUGGUUUGGUGUUGAAACUCAUUCCUUGUCAAUCCGGGAAUGUGAUUAUGAAAUCAUUUUCUAAAAAAAAAACAUCAGAAUAAAAAAAGGUUAA
Messenger RNA from Xyrauchen texanus (razorback sucker), 6840 nucleotides. RefSeq names its product glutamate receptor-interacting protein 2-like. Bases 214 to 3351 code for a protein of 1045 amino acids. The transcript is spliced from 24 exons. Gene Ontology annotation, biological process: neurotransmitter receptor transport, endosome to postsynaptic membrane. Gene Ontology annotation, molecular function: protein binding. Lineage: Eukaryota; Metazoa; Chordata; Actinopteri; Cypriniformes; Catostomidae. The record is from RefSeq and is a predicted model, not a curated record.